UGAGCUAACCACUUCUUCUCGGAUUCCAACUCUCUAUAUUAACCAAACACCCUCCACUCCAUUCCCCAACACCAUUGGAAUUCAACCCCCAAACAACCCCCACUACUACAGCAGUCUACACCCAAAUCUCGAGACCGAAGCUUCGUUCGCUCAUCACCACAAAAAAAGGGGCAGAGAUAAUGAGUUCGACGAGCAGAGCUUGGAUCGUGGCGGCCAGCAUCGGAGCUGUGGAAGCGCUCAAGGACCAGGGCGUCUGCAGGUGGAACCAUGUCCUCAGGUCGCUCCACCAGCACGCCAAGACCAAUCUCCGGUCUUAUUCUCAGGCCAGGAAGCUCUCUUCCCCUGCUUCCUCCGCGGUCGACAGGACGAUCGGCGAAGGGAAGCUGCGGCAAUCUGAGGAGUCCUUCAGAAAAGUCUUGUACUUGAGUUCUUGGGGAGCUUAUUGAGUCCCCCUGCCUUCUUCAUCUUGAUCGAGGACUGUAAUUAGACUAAAAAAAAAACACAAUUAUGGGAAAUAUUGCUUCCUUCACA
This is a messenger RNA of Eucalyptus grandis, 531 nucleotides long. RefSeq lists its product as uncharacterized. The record is from RefSeq and is a predicted model, not a curated record. The transcript has a single exon. Lineage: Eukaryota; Viridiplantae; Streptophyta; Magnoliopsida; Myrtales; Myrtaceae. Bases 180 to 446 code for a protein of 88 amino acids.